CUCCACAGUUUCAGGCUCAUCAGUGCAGGACACCACAUCAGAAGAGUUGUCCAUGGUCAUUGAAACAGUCUGCCGUAUAGUUGGAGUGUCCUUUGGGCUGCUGUGUCUCCUUCAAGUGACUCUGAACAUAACUCUGCGUCUCCUCUGUGAGUUACUUUCUAAUUCCUUUAGCUCUAAUAAGCAGACAGACAUACACAAACAGUAUUACAAAGUCUGUCUUUCAGACAUUGAAUUCAACAACCUGACCAAUGACGGACAGGAGUGUCAGAUGGGAUACGGCUCGCUGGUUGAAGAAAGAGACCUUUUGCUGACCAAAUACGCCAAACUGUCGGAAGAAAAAGAGCUGUUACUAAUCAACUACACCACUCUGGCUGAAGAAAGAGACAGGCUUCAUAAGGAGCUUGAUGACCUGGUGGGAUGGAAGAGUUUCCAAUCCAGCCUCUAUUUCUUCUCCAUUGAGGACAGAAACUGGACUAUGUCCAGGAAGGACUGUAGACAGAGAGGAGCUGACCUGGUGAUUAUCAACAGCAAAGAGGAACAGGAGUUCAUCUCAGCACGUGUCCGUGACACCUGGAUUGGCCUGACAGACAGUGACAUAGAGGGGGAGUGGAGGUGGGUUGAUGGGACUCUACCAAUCACAAAGUUCUGGAUGGAGAAUGAACCCAACAAUGCUGUUAUGGGUGAAGACUGUGAGCUGGGCGCAGGUGUUUGGAGUCGUGCAGACGAGACCGGGUUGUCGACGCCGCCGCUCCUUCUGUCCCGCACCGUUUAG
Alosa alosa (allis shad) is the source of this 772-nucleotide messenger RNA. RefSeq names its product CD209 antigen-like protein D. Lineage: Eukaryota; Metazoa; Chordata; Actinopteri; Clupeiformes; Clupeidae. Bases 53 to 772 code for a protein of 239 amino acids. Gene Ontology annotation, molecular function: fucose binding; D-mannose binding. The record is from RefSeq and is a predicted model, not a curated record. Gene Ontology annotation, cellular component: external side of plasma membrane. Gene Ontology annotation, biological process: biological process involved in interspecies interaction between organisms. The transcript has 6 exons.